Molecule: messenger RNA, 591 nt
Organism: Cuscuta epithymum
Lineage: Eukaryota; Viridiplantae; Streptophyta; Magnoliopsida; Solanales; Convolvulaceae
Source: the annotation of a GenBank genome assembly
GGGAAAGAAAAGGAGAAAAAUAAAAUAAAAAAUUUGAAGGGGAGAAAGCAAAUCAUUGGUUCAAAGCGCUCAGGUCUCCAACCAAGACAACUCACACACACCACCCCAGAAUGUUUAGCCACCCCAUCACUCUCCAAGCUUAACCUCUCACACCUCUCUAGCUCCCACACAAGGAAGCUUUACAAGAAGAAGAAAAUCAGCCCACACACUCACUGUUUUGGUACCUCACGAAGAAGACCAGGACUGAUGGCCAGCUCUAGGUUCACUCAUACACUCAAUGUAUUUGUUGCACCCUUCAGGAAAGGGGCUACACUCUGACUUAUACAAGUCACAAGGCUUGAAGACAAAAAGAUACAGGGAGGCACCAAACAAAGCAACGGAUAGAAAACCAAGUGGCCAAAGGCCAGUUCAAUAAGUGAGUAACCGGAUAGGUUAUUUGCCAGAGAGAAAAACAUUAAGGGCUAAAGAGGAGUAGGGUUAAACUUAGGGUGCAAGCCUUAGUUUGUAUUAGUACGGUUCUAUGCGUGUAUUUUUUAUUUACAAAUACAUGUGAGCAUGAAUAAAAGAAGAAAAUAAAAGUUAACGUUGAUG